UCAGCUGUCACUAUUAACUUUCACGGGAUGAUGAUCUGAGGACGAGUGUAGAAUGUCUGGGAGCAGUGAUUCCGAGGAAUUUUUUGACGCUGAGGAUGACAGUUUCAAUCGGAGCAGAAAAAGUAAUGGCCGCGAAUCAUUACCACCUGUUAGCCAAGUUCCACCAGAAAAACCAGGACCCACCUUGACAGAUGACUCAGUAUUCGUAAAGCCACUGGACCCAAAGCCUCCGACAGCUCCAGCUGAUGAGUCAAAGCCUGUGAGCAAGCCAGAUGACGAAGAGAAGACAUUAGACAAGUUGAAGGGCCGACGGAGAUUCCGCGAACUGAGACAGCGGAUGCAAACCGAGGACGAUGACAUCCCGAUCAGCAACUCGCCUCCAGACAGCCAGACUUCCUCGAUAGAGGGUGUGUACCCUGCACCAGCUAAAACGACCCACCCGUUCCGGAUCAUCGAGCACGACACUGUCAGCUUGCAGAGCAUGACUUCGCUUGGCAGGGUCGGGAGGAUUCUUGCUGGUGCUGGGGAUUCCCUGUCUGGGGUUCUGCACCACGGAGUCUCUUGUCCGAUUCCCCUGACCCGGGACAUGCAGAUGUCAUCGAUUCCCAGCAGAGACGAAGACACUGGCUCGGAGAAAGCCUCACAGUCCUCGAGUGUCAUCACUCUUUCCGGAGAUAUUGUUCAGGACAGUGCUUCGGUUAAUGGCAGGAAGGAGUUCGCUAAUUUAAAUUGUCAAGCGAAUAAUGUUGGACUUCAGGAACCUGAUGUUAUUGCCAGUACCAAGGGCAAUGGCAAGACUCUUGACAGAGAUCAAGCUCCUCACUCUUUGGACAUAAGAUCAGCAAUCAAGGGCCAGUACGUCGUGAAGCCUCAGGCAAGUUUCUCGAGUAAUAUCGUCCUUUAUCUCAGAAAUGAUAAAAUUCCAGCUCGCCUUGAGUCAUUCGAGACCCUCAGAGGAUUUUAUAGUCACCGAUAUCGGGAUGAGGACAAAUCAAAAGCAGAAGGCCCCUCAGCGGAGGAAAUAGAACGCCUGGAGAAGAUGAAAGCUGAGUUAAUAAGCUUGCAGUCGAGCGACAAGUCCAGCAGCCCUUUGGGCUCGUUAUCCAGCAAUAGUGUCGGUAGAUACUCUCUAGGACAGCACAGGUUGGCCACCAGUCUUCAGGGUACUCGGGAGAGACGCAAGUCUGCGGGAGAUCAGGAUAUGGUCAAGCAGCUCAAUAUGUUUCGCGUGCCUUUAAGUAUAGCCGAAGACAAAUUACCUCAGUGUAUGAACCCAUUAUCAUUGCACAUAAUGCGACUGACAUCAGAGUACGUUAGUAACUCGAGUUUGGACAAAGAAAAAGAAAGUGACGAAGAGAGUGUUGAUUCUAAAAUGUCCUCGAUUCCUCCUGACGAAGAUGUCACCGUCGGUAGGGUCCGCAAAAAGACCCAGAAGAUCAAGCGGUUCCUGGGGUCUACUGUCAGAAAGACCAUGGACAAAGCCAAGUCCAUUGCUCAGGAGGUUUCUCAUGCGAGACACAAAGAAGAUGUUAUGGACAUUGUCGACGACGUGUACCCUGGAGAACCUCAGUGCAUUAAACUCAAGGCCUCCAAUAGUCACAAGGGGCCCUACGAGUUCUCCAAUCUCCAGCACGUUCAAGAUCUCAGUGGUGAACACGUCGGCCCUGUUUGGUGCAUGAAGUUCUCUGCCUGCGGAAGGUUACUCGCUACAGCCGGCCAGGAUCGAGUUCUCAGGAUAUGGGUCCUCAGAGAUGCCUUCACCUACUUCCAGGAUAUGCGGACCAAGUAUAAUGCAGAGAAGGUAAGCCCAACACCAUCACAAGAGUCACUGGUCUCCCAACAAUCAAUGGAAGAUCCCAACAUAAUAGCAAGCGCGAUGAGCGAAGUAGAAGGCACCAAGAGUCCUUUUAUGCCGAAGCCAUUUUGCACGUACACAGGGCACACCUCGGACCUUUUGGACGUAUCCUGGUCGAAAAAUUACUUCGUCCUUUCAUCCUCAAUGGACAAAACAGUCCGGCUGUGGCACAUAUCUCGGAAAGAGUGUCUCUGCUGUUUCCAGCACAUAGAUUUCGUAACCGCGAUAGUUUUCCAUCCGCGAGACGACCGGUACUUCUUAUCCGGGUCUUUAGACGGGAAGUUAAGACUCUGGAACAUCCCGGACAAAAAGGUGGCAGUUUGGAACGAAGUUAACGGAAGCACCAAAUUGAUAACUGCUGCUAACUUCUGUCAAAAUGGAAAGUUUGCCGUCGUUGGAUCUUAUGAUGGCAGGUGUAUUUUCUACAAUACCGACCAGCUGAAGUACCAUACGCAGAUAGACGUGAGGUCUACUCGCGGGAAGAACGCCAGAGGGCGCAAAAUUAGCGGGAUUGAACCCAUGCCUGGUGAAGACAAGAUUCUGGUCACUUCUAAUGACAGCAGGAUCAGGUUGUAUGACCUUAGAGAUCUGAAUUUGUCCUGCAAGUACAAAGGAUACGUCAAUGUCAGCAGCCAGAUUAAGGCAAGCUUUAGUCCAGAUGGCCAGUACAUCCUAGCGGGGUCAGAGAAUCAGUGUAUUUAUAUUUGGAAGACUCACCAUGAUUAUUCGAAGUUCUCGAGUGUAAGGCGCGACAGGAAUGACUUUUGGGAAGGAAUCAAGGCUCAUAAUGCUGUAGUUACCUGCGCUGUAUUUGCACCCAAUCCUGAUAGCAUCAUCAAGCAGAUCGAAGCCCGGGAAAAGUGGGACAAUCCUGAUAGUACUAGCAGCAAUAGCUCCGCUAAUCCUAAGCCUGUUGUUGAUCCUGUCGUUGAACAGAGGACCAAAGGUUGUGGAGGACAUGUUCUUGUCAGCGCUGACUUUAAUGGCUGCAUUAAAGUUUUUCUUAAUAAAACUAAACCAAAGCAUAGUUCACUUCCCGCUUCUGCACUUGCGUAG
Messenger RNA from Cotesia congregata, 2911 nucleotides. Lineage: Eukaryota; Metazoa; Arthropoda; Insecta; Hymenoptera; Braconidae. The record is from the annotation of a GenBank genome assembly.